Molecule: messenger RNA, 3965 nt
Organism: Odocoileus virginianus texanus
Lineage: Eukaryota; Metazoa; Chordata; Mammalia; Artiodactyla; Cervidae
Source: RefSeq, a predicted model, not a curated record
CACAACUGAGUGACUGAACUGAACUGAAAUUUUAAAAUUAUUUUAUUAACCAUGAAAAGCAUUUUUUCACUUUAACGAAAGGUGUUCUUUAAAAUUAUCCACAUUUCUUCACAGAAAGUAUGUGUGUUGCAUGGCAUUGUGUGUGUGUGUGUGUGUGUGUGUGUGUGUUGGUCUGGUUUUGAAAAUACAAGUGAUGGUGGCAUGGUGUCUCUCCAGCUGUAACCUCAGCAUAUAUUUGUGCCAGGAGAAACAGCUUUGGCCAAAUGGGAGAGUGAUAGCAAGUACCUGAUGAUUUCCCCCACAAUCUCCCCAAAAUAAACAGCAUUACUUUAAGCAUAUGAAUACUAUUUGCUGAACUUUUUAUGUGUUUUAGUUUUAAAGAUAGAUACGUUUUCUAUCAGAUGUGAUGAAGAGAUAUUAACUAUGGAAGAGAAAGGAAGAGCCCUUUCUGGAAGCAUAUCAAGUGCACUGAGGCCAGACUGUUCCUGACACCCUGCCACCUCCUUGUGGAUGAUGCCUGCUGAUGAAGAGCUGGAAGUUUGACCCUUUAGACCCUUUCAUCCAUUUGGCCUGCUCCCAAGUGCCUACCUCUGGCAACCAUCAUUCCGUUUUCCAUAUCUAUGUGAAUUAUUAAAAAGAAAAUGGCCCAACGGAGCACUGUAUUUCCUUCUCUUGUCACCGAGGAAAGGUAUAAUAUAUGGAAAAUAUGCAUCUAAGGCGAGUUCGAACGAUGCCCCGACACAGCCAGUCCCUGACCAUGGCACCUUACUCAUCCGUAAGCCUAGUGGAGCAACUGGAAGACAGGAUCCUCUGCCACGAGAAAACCACGGCCGCGCUCGUGGAGCACGCCUUCCGGAUCAAAGACGACAUUGUCAGCAGCUUGCAGAAAAUGCAGAACAAAGGGGGAGGCGACCGCUUGGCCAGGCUUUUCUUGGAGGAGCACAUCAGAAACAUCACUGCCAUAGUGAAGCAACUGAAUCGGGAUAUCGAGGUACUCCAGGAGCAGAUCCGUGCCCGGGACAACAUUAGCUACGGAACUAAUUCUGCCUUAAAGACCCUGGAGAUGAGGCAGCUCUCUGGCCUGGGAGAUCUCCGGGGAAGAGUGGCCAGAUGUGACGCCAGCAUAGCCAGACUCUCUGCCGAGCACAAAACGACCUAUGAGGGCCUCCAGCACUUGAACAAAGAGCAGCAAGCUGCCAAACUUAUCUUGGAAACAAAAAUCAAAGACGCAGAGGGACAGAUCUCUCAGCUUUUAAACAGAGUGGACUUGUCAAUAUCAGAGCAAAGCACGAAACUGAAGAUGUCCCACAGAGAUAGUAACCACCAACUUCAGCUUUUGGAUACUAAAUUUAAAGGUACAGUCGAGGAACUCAGUAACCAGAUUUUAUCUGCACGGAAUUGGUUGCAACAGGAACAAGAACGGAUAGAAAAAGAACUUUUGCAGAAAAUCGACCAGCUUUCCUUGGUUGUUAAGGAAAACAGUGGAGCCAGUGAAAGGGACAUGGAGAAAAAGCUCAGCCAGAUGUCAGCCAGACUGGACAAAAUAGAAGAGAGUCAGAAGAAAAAUAUGGAGGUACAGAGGACAAAACAAGAGGAGGAGAAGGUGCAUGGACGGAUCAGCAAGCUUGAGUUACAGAUGACCGAAGACCUGAAGGAAAUGAAAGCCGAAGUUGAUGCGGGGUUUACCGCCAUCUAUGAAAGCAUAGGAUCCCUCAGGCAAGUCCUCGAAGCCAAGAUGAAGCUGGACAAGGACCAGCUACAGAAGCAAAUCCAACAGAUGCAGAAGCCAGAAGCUCCCAUGUGAAGGGACUCGGGACAUGGACUUCAAAGGCGGUUUUGCCAGUGGGGCCAGAAGCUGGACACCUCUGUAGCCAGGCUGUCACUACAUUCAGGAUUGUUCCGUUUAUGGCGUGCAUGUGCCAAGAAAUGUGUUUUCAUGGGUCUAAAUGUUUACCUUGAGUCUUGAAAACACUCUUCUUUAAAAGUAUUACAUACAGUUUUUACCACUUUAUUCCACUUACCUAAAUUCAAGCAAAUAGCCUCCCCUCCCUGGAUUUUAAAAGGCUUUUAUCCCCUUCAUUUUAUGAAUGAAAAGACUUAACAGUUUCCCUUUGAUUCGUGAUGCUCUCUAGCCAAGACUUUACUCUUGAAAAUGUCAUAGUGAUUUUUUUAAAUUAAGAAACUAAUGAAUCAUCUUGGGAAUGUGUUGCUCCUCACUCUAAAUUAAGAGAAUGUUUUGAUGGAUUAGAAUUCAACCUUUGAGUCCAUAUUUGGAUUUUAUUAUUGUUGUCUGUGCAUUUCUUAUAUUGGUUCCCUUCUUGUAAAUCUUUUGUCUUUUGUAGAGGGAGGGGAUUUAAUAUUUGGGAAAAGAAUCUACCACUUAUGCAGUGAAAAUAGUUUAAAAAUUGACAACUGCCAUGUAGAUUACAAAUUAAAAUGGAAACUUAAGACAGUUAUCUAGAUAAUGCAAGGCACAAUUAUCUGUAUCAACCACCUAGUUAUACCAGGUUUUAAUACUGAAAGCUUUUUUCAAUUAUCCACAGCCUAUAUAGUGAUAGCCAUAUAUUCAAUAAUGGAAUGGUGGUAAUAGCUUGUUUAUUAUGUAAUUGAUUGUUCAUUAAUCACAUGGGAUGUGAAAAUUUUUCAAGCUUUUUGAUCUCCUCUCUAAAUUUUUCCAAAAUUGGCACAGAGUGCUAAAGGUUUAUAUACAUUUAUUGUAACUGUAUUCUUGUGCCUUGGUUUUAUCACAUCAGUGCACUGUACCCUAUAGAAGUUUUGCAGACAAAAUAGAAGGCACAAUAGUACAUCAGAAUUAUGAUGUAAAAACGGGAUCCUAUGUAUUUUUUAAAUGUUUUAAAACUUUUAUCACUGUUAAGAUGUUAAUCAUUCAGUAUCAUUAAUGGAAUAGAAAUUCAUACUUUUGUAUGUCCAGAAAAUCAAAUUGAUACUGCAUUUAUAACGAUGUCAAGAAAUGUUCAUUUUGAGCAAUUUCAUAGAUGAUGGGUGUUUUAUUUUCAAUCGCCAUAUUUGAUUAGUCAUUGGAAAUUGGCACCAGUGGUAUCUGUUCACCUAUAUAUGUAAAAACUAACAGUGAGACACAUGCCGUUCCAAACUGUGAGGGUGCCCAAGAAAAAGGAAACGGGAAUACUUUGAAAAUUUUAAAAACUUUUUUUUGUCUGCCAAGGACUCAGGAAAAUUAAAGCAUUUUCUAUUUUAGAAUAAAUUGUAAAUGAAAUCUGUAACUGGCUAUUACUGUUUACCCAUAUAAAUUAUGCUGCUAAAGUACAUAAUAGUUUACCCUCAAUGGCUUGACAAAAAUUUUGUUUUUAAUUUGUACCUGAGAAGUCAUACAAAGAAUAUGUCAUCCAACAUAUAUGUCCUUAUUUUGCCACAAAUCUCCCCAUCUCUAUUCAGGAAGACUGCUUCCACUUAAUAAUGAAAAAACAAAAAGGUUAAUGCUCUUUUGCAAUCAGAAAGUGAGUUUCUCUUUGUGAUCGAGUAGCUGUGUUUAUAUAGUUCUCCUGAUUUAAGCACAGACCACAGCACAGACAGCCACGGCUCCUCAAGCAUCUCUCUCCUCUGGGGGCCCUGAGGAGGAGGAAUCAGCACAUGUCACUUCUGGGAGGAGGGGAACUGGCAGGACUAAGGUCAAAGGGUGACGUGACUGGGUGAUGCUUCUGUUCCCCACGUCGGGAGUUCGGCAGGGAUUCUCCCCUCUGGCUGAUUGAAAUCACCUGGGCACUUCCAAAAGUGACCAGUGCCUGGGCUGCUCCCCCAGACCAACUAAGUCAGAACCUCUGGAAGGGGAUGCAGGCAGCCUCAUGUGUCAGAGGCCCCCAGGUGACUCACGUGUUGAGUCCCCAAGCUCCAUGUCCUCUCUUCACCAAAGUUUAAAUGAGAAUCAGCUUCCCUGUACUUUCCUUUACCAGAAAUUUGCAAUAAAAAGAAUAAAACUUCCAAAUCAA